CCCUCCCCCCGUUGUUUACGCGUCGUACGUCGAGGACAACCACCAAUCGUUUCCCAGUCGGAAAUCGAGCGGACGGGGCCCCGAAGAUCCGGCGGCUGCCUGGAUCCGUGACAACUUGGAAGCCUCUACCACGGUGUCUCGGCCGAUAAUGCGACACAGCCGGCAGGGCUAGCGUUAAAGGGACGAAAACAGCGCGGUACCUAACACCCCCUUCGUGGCCUCGCCACUGUGGUCUCGCUAAUGAUACAACGUUUUGAACGUUCAAAUUGUCCACGUCUGUGCGAGCUGGUGGAUUGCAUCGUCGUUCACGGAUCACGUGGCAACGGAACAAGGCAUCCCACGGACGAGGGCAGUCACGCAUUCGGAUCGUGCACCAACGAUAAUGCGUUUCGUCGUCCGCUGAGAUUGGAUCGCUGCGUCGAGAUUUCAGGCUCGCUCGAAUUAAGAAGGAAGGGGGGCGAUUGAUCGAGGGCAAGGGUGACGAUACACGAUCGUGCUCGAGAUGGAUCCCGGGCAAAGUUACGGAAGGCGAGGUUACGGGAUAACGCUUUCGACCACGCUUUCGUUAUUAUUAAGAUAUCAAUAACGAAUUAAUCAUCGUACGGGCCGCGCAGUGUCCGCCUCUUUGGAACGGGACAUUGAUAUCUGCUGGACCAUGCCACGUUUCUCGAAGAGAUGAUAAUCGACGGACAUUGACAGUGCCUGCCUGCCUCCAUAGAGAAUACAUUACGUGGCGCGUAAUGGAGGAACACGUGAACCAGACGAGAAACUCGACCUCGGACGGGUUGGUUUUCACGGAUGCCUCGAUCAUUCUCAGAACAUUGGUGCUGGGUCUCUUGAUACUCGUCACCGUUGUCGGGAAUCUGUUCGUGAUAGCUGCGAUCCUGCUCGAGCGGAACCUGCAAUCGGUGGCCAAUUAUUUGAUCGUCAGCUUGGCCGUGGCCGAUCUCAUGGUCGCCUGUCUGGUCAUGCCUCUCGGCGCGGUUUACGAGAUAAACUCGGAAUGGUCGCUCGGGCCUGAGCUUUGCGACAUGUGGACCAGCAGCGACGUUCUCUGCUGCACUGCCUCGAUAUUGCAUCUGGUGGCUAUCGCGGUCGACAGAUAUUGGGCAGUCACCGAUCUCAAUUAUAUACAGGCGAGGAAUCCACGACGGAUUGGUAUGUUGAUCGUCGCCGUCUGGGUGGUGUCCUUAGGAAUCUCGUUGGCGCCUCAACUUGGAUGGAAGGAUCCUGAUUAUUUGGAUCGUAUAGCGGACGGGACUUGUCUGGUUUCGCAGGAUCCCGCAUACCAGAUCUUCGCCACUUGCGCGACAUUCUAUCUACCCCUGUUGGUUAUUCUAUUCCUGUACUGGAGGAUAUUUCAAGCGGCGCGGAAGCGGAUCAGAAGGAGGCCGGGAACCAUUGUGCAGCCAGCUCGUGAAAGAAGAGGCAUCCUUAGAUACGUCACAAAAAGACCGAGGGAGGAAUCGACAGCGUUCACGAUAACGAGAUCCACGCCGGAUCAUUCCUCGAUCUCGCCUGAGAAAUCGUCGUCUUACAACGGGGCGAACGCGACCCAAUCGACCACGGUCACCCCGUCUACCGUUUCGACGACCACCACUACCACCACCACCACGACAGUGACGAAUCCUUCGAGCAGCCACUCGACCCACUCGUCGAGCAAGAGGACGCGCGACACGAUCGAGUCGAAGCGCGAGAAGAAAGCCGCGAAAACGCUCGCGAUAAUCACAGGGGCUUUCGUCGCGUGUUGGUUGCCUUUCUUCGUUGUAGCGUUGCUCCGCGCCACUUGCCAGGUCUGCGAGCCACCUGAGCUCAUAGCAAGCGUCUUCCUGUGGCUGGGCUAUUUCAACAGCACCCUGAACCCUGUGAUAUACACUGUAUUCUCACCAGAGUUCAGGCAAGCCUUCAAGAGGAUGCUUUGCGGUGGUUCCAGGAUAAUUCGCUGACAGUGGAUUUAAAUCUCGCGCCAGUCGCGUAUGAACUGAGAGAGAGAGAAUGAUUGAGAGAGAGAGAGAGAGAGAGAGACGGGAUAUGCGUGUGGACGGAUGCGUCGCGUGUACAUAAGACAGUUCAAUAUUCUAACUCCUUCCUCUCUCCUUUUUAAAUAGCGUUCGGAUAUCGCGGAUACUUAGGCGAAACCCUUAGAGAGCCCAUAGAUAGUUUCCCUCCCCCCUUCGAAAAUUUUCCGCUGGAAAUGACAAGUUUAACGAGCGGAUCCGGAUAACUUUCGCCGUUCGACCGGAAAGUUUCGCGCGAUUUUUCGAAAAAGAUGGACGGACGGACGGACGGAUGAUGAUCCGACAACGUGCGAUUGUUUUCAUCGAAGCGACGGUAUCCGGGAUAACGCUGCAUCUUAUAAUAACGCGAGAGAAAUUCUCUGUUCGAAAUAGCUCCGCAUUUUUCCGAUACGUCUAUUAAAAGAAAAAAAAAAAAAAAAAGAACGCUCUUUUAUCCAUUAAGGGUUUUUGGUUGACGAAAAUCAUGAGGAGAGAAGAGACGACGAGCGCCACGGUCUCGAACGUGUUACGAUCAAAAGGGAGGGAAAAGGGGGAGAAAGUGAUCGAUUCGAAAUCUCGAGAAUGAUCCAGUCGACACCUCCGUGAUAGUUUCGAUAGAUUAUUUUAGAUUACAUUAUAUAAAAUUUCAAUUGUCUUUGCAAGGAGCGGAGGUCGAUACUCGCGAGAUACGAGAACGAUCCUUUGUUCAAUUUAUAUUGUAUUUUAUAAAAUUCAUUGGAGAAGAUCGUUCGUGAUUUUUAAUUAGGCGAUAGAUGGACGAUUUGCUCGAUUCGAUUUGAACGUCGUGCGUUUGUCGAGGCACGGAUCGAGAGGAAAGAGGUAAUUAGAGAUCGAACAAUUUUUUCCCCGAUUGCUCGUAGCGAUUGGUCGAAACCGGUUGGUGUUACGCAAUACGCGCAAUACGAAUGCCGCGUGCAGAUUGUAUAGACGCUCGUUUAUUUCGUUGCUGCUCACGAAAUCGCUCCGCGAUUCUCACUUAAACGAUUUAAAUAAAGAUAGAGUGUUAGAUAUCAUCGGCGGCCAAAAGAAUAAAUAAUAGAUCGUCGAUUUCUCUUCGUGAAAAGAAAAGAAAAAGAAAAAAGAAAAAGAAAAAGAAACAAAAAAAAGUGAAAAAAAAGUGAAAAAUCGUAGUUUCCACCGAUCGAAUUCGAUGUUCCAUCGAAUUCUCGCGUGUGACGGCGACGCGUUAACGUCGUUUCUAUUGUAAAUACAAAUGGGAUUUCUAUAGGAUAAAAAAAGGUAUCCCCUCUCCGAACUACCGAAUGCGAGAUCGGUAAUAAAACGAGGCGGCCAGGCCGAUCCUGGCUUGCGCCAGCUAGUUCGCAUCGUUGUUCUCGAACGUAGAAGGUGAACGAGAUCUUUGCGCUUCCGUAUCACGAUUUGCUCACGAUUUCACAAUUUCUGGGAACGAUCGUCCUCCACGAUCUCUUUUCACGAUUUCAUUAUCGUGCAUUAACGUUAAGAGAUCAUACGAACCACUUUGUUUCACUUUUCUCUUUCUUUGUUCAACUUUUUCAUCCGUCGAAUUCCUCUUCCCCUCUUUGAAACUUUUCCAAUUAUCGAAUAUUCUUUGGUUACAAAGAAAGCUUCCAAGCUUUCUCGUUUCGACUUUGAAAUUUUAAUUUUCUUCUUUCACGCGCGUCGCGUAAAGAUCGUUCGAUAACGCCUUACCAUGUACGAAAUACGGAUACUCUAUCCACGCUAGCGAGUUUCGAGGAUUAAUGUUUGACGCGAGACAGAGACAAAGCGACAGAGAUGCAAACGAAUGAAAAGGGAAGGAAGAGGAAAGAAACGUGUAUUAAAUUAAUAAAUCGCAAUCAGAGUGCAGAGUUAUCCAACGAUUCGAUUAUCAGCUUCUGAUCGCGCCCUUUUUUUUUCGAUGAUGCGAUUUUUAAAAUUAAACGAGACGAAGAUUAUAUACGGUGUUCGAAAGUAAAGUAAGAAAAAAAAAAGCGAAUAGCACGUACGAGUAUCAAAAAAAAAAAAAAAAAAAAAAAAAGAAAAGAAAAGGAAGAUAGCAAAUUGAAAAAGGAGGAAAAAUACGAGAGGCAAGGAAAGCUGGAACGUUUACAACGAUGCUUCGUAUGUAUAAUAUUUAUUUCUUUGCAAUCACUGAUGUAAAUAAAUGCAACAGUUUCAAAACGGUUGGCCGAAUCGCUCGGUUGACGUCAACUUGA
Messenger RNA from Apis laboriosa (Himalayan honeybee), 4195 nucleotides. It is a transcript of the gene 5-HT1, whose product is annotated as 5-hydroxytryptamine receptor-like. The transcript is spliced from 8 exons. Bases 741 to 1946 code for a protein of 401 amino acids. Gene Ontology annotation, cellular component: membrane. Gene Ontology annotation, molecular function: G protein-coupled receptor activity. Lineage: Eukaryota; Metazoa; Arthropoda; Insecta; Hymenoptera; Apidae. Gene Ontology annotation, biological process: adenylate cyclase-activating adrenergic receptor signaling pathway. The record is from RefSeq and is a predicted model, not a curated record.